Amoebophrya sp. A25 is the source of this 2595-nucleotide messenger RNA. NCBI's taxonomy places the organism in Eukaryota, Dinophyceae, Syndiniales, Amoebophryaceae. The record is from the annotation of a GenBank genome assembly.
AAUCUGUAGUAGAAGUCCUGUCCUUGUUGAGAUGAUCACAGCAUUGAUGCGCGAUGUCUUUGAAUUGGAGAGCUACACGAUGACUGAGACUGAGUGACAAUGAAAUGAGAAAUUAUGUCAUAAUGACGUUGCUUUAUGUCUUUGUCUUCUCGUGGCCUCCGCGUCCGCAGCUGUUUUGUGCUUAUUUGGCCAUGCAAUAACAAGGAGGACCACAGGGCUUUUGCGCACAGCAUGGGAGAAAUCGCUAGAGGCAGCCGCUAGCUAAAAAGGGACUAAUGCGUGCGUCCCAAACUGGCAAUGGGACUCUACAUCGACUGCGACCCCAAUCGUUCUAGUGCGUCUCAAACGUGGAAAUGGGACUCUACAUCGACUGCGAUCCUGUAGUACGUCGCACGACUCGGCGUAGUGCGCUGUCGUGGAGGAUCUUCUACGUCCGACUGAUAAGUCUCUUGAGUUGGUGCUGGACUUUUCAGAAAGAUAAAGCUGUUCUUGCAUACGGAAAGGACCUAGUCGUCGACUGGGGGAAGGGGGAUUUGGAUCCUGGUGUGGAAGAUGUAACACGAGUUGUACCGAGUACAACAACCACGACAACAUCUACCAGCACCGAAAACCCUUCGUAUGCUUACGUGCGGGGACCAUACAUGCAUAUCAGAGGGAAAGCGAGUGUGAACAUUUCACUCUCAACAUCUACUUCUGCUCUCAACAUCUACAAAGCUUCUCCCUUCCCUGUAGCACUAGAAGUUCAAGACAUCACAACGAGACAAGACGCAGUUAGACAGAUUGUUGAGACAGCAUUUCCCGAUGUCCUGCUAGAUCAUAUUUGGGACGCUUGCGAGAAAGCCACGGCAGUUGUUGCUGCUGGUGCUCAUUUGAUCGAAGAUGUACAGGAUACUUUGUCAGUGGAGGGAAAGGUGGAAGAGGAUAGUUUUCGCGUCGUGGGGAACCAGACCACCAACUACACAUCAUCAGCAUCAGCAGCAGGAGAUCCAACAAGCAAUAAUUAAGGGUAGGUUAGAGGUGCUUUUGUUACCGUUUGUUAUGGCUCUCGUCCUCUCCCUUAGGUGGGGACAGUGAUAGAAUAAACGGGAGAACCCACGAACACCAAAAACCUACUUGCCUAAGGCUAAGAUAACGACACGAGGAAUAGUACAUCGGGAUCGGCCUACCUCAGCUACAACGGGACCUUAGCAUUAAGCUUUUCGAACUUGUGGUUGCCGGCUGAACCUGGCCCAGAGGAGGGGGUGGCGAAAAGUAUUGUGGCGCUAGUGAACAAAACAGAAGGAUCUGCUAACUACAGUGGAACUACCGGAAGCUCAAGUACAAGUUCUUACGUUGACUCCUUAGCGAAGACUAUCUUAGGUCGAGUCUUGGUUUUUUUAGAGACUGGAAAAGUACCUCCAAGCACUGCGACGCAACAAACGGAAACGGUGUAUGGGUCUCAUUUCACGGCACCAAUGUCAUCGGCUUCCGCGACAGGGACGGUGCUGCAAGUAGACAAUGGGGAUGUAGUACAAGGAGCAUCUGCAUUCCAGCAACAAGAGAAGCUAGGAUCUUCUUCAACCACUGCUCGCAGGAGCCAAGUCGUCGCCAUCUCCUUUUCCGCUACGGAAGUUACACAGCAUAUGCUGGUGAAGCCAGCGAGAUUCCUGAGCCCGAUUUCUGCAGUGGAAGCUUCUAGAACCGCUAACAAAGCCCCAGCUGCACAGAUGACGCAUGCACAGAAUCUUGACCAAGUCAACCGCGCCUGGGAUGAAGACGAUGUAAACGCUUAUCACAAACCACGAGAGAAAGCUCUGUGGUUGCAAUGUUUGCUCAUGUGUGGAUUUAGUCUUGUCGCGUUGGUUUUUGUGGUACACUAUUUUCUUUUCAGCGGGGAGCAAGCGCAGCUUUUGAAGGGUGGCUCGAAAAGUUUCUCCGUUGAUUCUGUUGCUGCCUGUUUUUCUACUCCAACGCUCAGCACCGACAUGAGCAAGAAUCUUGUUUUUUCGCCUCCAGCAGCUGCGAUACCGUACUUAGGUGGAGGCACCGAGGGAGUAACGCAGACAGGAGAUGGAAAUCAAUUAGGAACAAAAAGUCUUGUCCUGCUUCUCCUGUUUUUCUCUCGCACACUGUAUCUUUGAAAAGACAAUGUCUUUAGUCAACACUGUAAUCACUGUCUCAUCGUCGACUUUCUCUAACAACCCUCGACCCCAUCGACCGCCUCCGCCUCGAGUCUGUGAAACGCACGAAGCUAGCCCUACAACGUGGCCCUCUGUAUCAACUCCGUUGUGAAGAUGAAGAGCUGGCAUUUGGACAACUCACCGCGUUGCGAAAACGUUUGGAACCGUUGAUAGCUUCGUAGAUCAUUGUAGAUUAUCAUGGACGCGUAUCGAACCCGAACGUUAACGUUUAUUGAAGACACAAUCUCAUCAACCUUUGAUUUCGUUUGCGAAAUACGCACGACAUUUUUAACAUCAAGCAAUUAUAUGAUACCGCGACGCAAAGAAGAACAGUAGCAAAAGUAAGAAGAGGAGCAGUCUGCCUGCUGCAAACAACUCUAGGGGCGAGCAUCGACAGCGCAGUAUUAGAAAAGGACUACUAACUCUAACGCGUCAU